AUGUUCCGUCAGAUAGCAAAUAAGGAUGCGGAAGCGGCUAAACCAACAGAAGAAGAAUUGAAUGAAACAGAGGAGACGAUCCCCGUGUGGCAAAAUCCUUUGCACCAUGAGGAUGAGAACAUGAAGAAACAGUUUGAAGAAGACUUUGAAGGAGAGGAAAUGCCUACCAAUCCUUUGCCUCCCUUUGAAACAGACGUGGACAAAGUCGUAGCGCCCCCUCAUGUCCACGAUCUAGCACAUGAAAUCGUCCACCUAAAUUUGUUGGAAUUGAAGGAGCUCACCAACAAGAUUGCGGACCACUUUGGAUUUGAUGAAGAAAUGAUGGCCGCAAGUUAUGGAGGUGGCGGUGGCCAAGCAGCAGCAGCCGCGCCAGUGGAAGAAGUCCAGGAAGCAAAGACGAUCUUUGACCUGAAACUGGUAGGCUUUGACGCCAAGGCGAAGAUUAAGGUCAUCAAGGAAGUUCGAUCGAUUGCAGGACUGGGGUUGAAGGAAGCUAAAGAACUCGUGGAGUCUGCGCCAAAGAUCAUACAAAAGGAUUUGAAGGCAGAAAAGGCGGAAGAGCUAAAGGCAGCGCUAGAGGCAGUUGGUGCACAGGUCGAAGUGGUGUAG
Cylindrotheca closterium is the source of this 609-nucleotide messenger RNA. The record is from the annotation of a GenBank genome assembly. Lineage: Eukaryota; Bacillariophyta; Bacillariophyceae; Bacillariales; Bacillariaceae.